AUGUAUCGUCUGGUGGCCUUUCCCGUUCGAGUGAUCGUGGCUGCGAUUCGUUGUUCGACUUUUUGUGAAACUCCGCGGCAAUACCCUGAGCCACUCAACGACGACCCUACGCCUCCGGGAGGUAUGCCUGACAUACCCACCAACAUGGGCUACAAAGAGAGGCCGAAACGAAAGAAAUGUGAACAAGAGGAUGAUGAGUAUGAUAGAGGACCGUUCCAUGUUAGCCUUCGUAGGAAGCGAGACACUAAGCGCAGUCGACGUCGUAAGUCUGAACAUCGGAUACUUGAGACUCCUAGGCAGAGGACGCCGAAGAACGACAUAGACACAACGACCAGCCCCAUUGAGCCAGAACCUCUAAAGGCUCAAUCUCACAGAGUAGACCUCUGGAACCAACCACAACCACGACCGAAACGAAAAGACUUGUUAUCACCCGAACAGCUGUAUUGGUUAUAUAACAGAGCACCGGCUGGUACAUUCAGCCCAAAGCGACCAGUACGGCGCAAGAUUGCAGAAUCGUCUUCAUCACCAAAGCAGCAGUCCAACGUUCGUAUUGUUGACGCGCAUGUCUACUAUCAGUGGUUCCAUACUGUACGCUGCUGUGUUUUGCAGCACGGUCGAUCGGAUAAUACGCUCCGACAUGGUUGUCUUCCUCAUCAUAUCGUUUUCUUGCUCCACUUGAAGUGGAUUACGCUAGAGGAAUGUCUUGACUGGGCUGAGGGACGAGCGUACGUCGGUGAGGGACUUCUCGAGUUUGCUGAAGACAGUAAGAAUGGCGUCGAAUGGAGGAUCAACGAGAAAUCUAGAUUACCGAGUGAGGAAGAAUUGAGAAGGUAUAUUAGCAGCUGGACCAAAUUUAUACCUCCGCCUCACGCUCGGUAUGACUGGCAGGCCGAUAGUCUGGAUCGUAAACGGUAUGGACCAUUUGGACAGAAAUUCUCACUUGCGGGAUUCGCGACGACGAAGGAGCUGGUAGAUAUCGCUGCAAGGAUAACGAAUGCCGAAGAAUGUGCAGACUCAAUUUGUCUGCCAGACGAGCUUGCGACCGUGCUUAGACCGCUCAUUGAGAGCAAGCGUAAACAAGACGUGGAAGUGCAGGAUCCUGUCCCACAACCAGAAGAAGAGCUCUGUCCAGAAGGGAAGCCUUGUCCAGAAGAGGAGCUGUGUCCAGAAGUUGAGGACUCGGAGAACGCCGACAGUGAAGAGGGGGAUCCGUGUCCAGAGGAAGAGCCUCGCACUGAAAAUGGGUCUUUGGACUGCACAGAAGUUGUUGAGGACUCGGAGAAUGCCGACAGUGAUACCGCCACCCAAUCAAUUGAGACAUGGGAAGGUCAGCAGGUUGCUGAAAACGGAACGGACCUGAGAUCAGACCGCACAGCACCGCCUCCUAGUCCAAAAAUGGUACCCGUGAUGAUCAGUCUGGGCCGAGAGGCUAGUCCAGCGUUAUCUGAGGAGACAUUGUCUUCCACCCCUCUGAGCACCGUCCUUGAUCUUCCCUCCACCAACCCUUGCCCCAGCGAGGAGCAGUCGCAGCCUCCCGAGGACUGCACAAGCGAGGAAAGCAAGGACAGCGAUGUCAUAGAAGUACCCUUGGAAGAUUCAGACAUGGAGGACUGUUUCGUUAUGCAGCAGCCGACGGAGGCUGUAUGGACGGGAGGCCUUGCAGCCAUGGACUGCGAUUGCGACUGGACUUCGGACCAAAAUAAUGUCGACGACAAGGACGUUGAAAUGGCUCCGAUCUCCGCAGUCGAUUUCGACGCAUCAGACUCUGAUCCUCGAAAGAUGUCGAUUGAUUCGAUUAACCCGGAGCCUUCUAAUAUCUGGAAUUUCUCCCAGCCCGUCCCAUUUAACCUCCCAACUGUCGACGAAGAGAUGCAGGAUGCAGGACCGAUUUAUUCGAAUCCACACCCUCAGUCCUGGGUCUGGGACAAUAAACACCGUACGCAAGAUCCUUCAAGCAGCGCUAUUGAGAUGCAGGAUGCAACACACAUCACGGCUGAAGCAAGACCUGAUAUGCAAUCUAUACAUCUUGUCAUCUCACUCACACCGCCAACCCCAGCUGCUCCGACGCCCGCUCCUUCUAUACAGUUCUUAUCUCCAAAACCGAAUAACGUCGCACCUACGCAAAGCUCAUCUACAGUGCCUGCUGUUAAUGUUGUCACUUCUUUACCGGGGAAUCGCUCUCAGCCCCGGCAAGGCGUAGUACCUUCUCAUCUUGCAACUCCUCCUUCCCCCAAGCCGCCUAUACCAUCACAGACAGCUGCUGUUGCACCUCGCCGUCAGCGAGCCAACGCUCUACUUGCACCAGUUACGGGAGACAUCGAUUCAAAGUCCAAGACCCAGGCAAGACGUAACCACCAACGGUCAGCUUCGGCUGACUUUGCACUCGGUAUCGGAGCAGUAAUUAGGGAUGCACACGCGACACUGCCCGACUAUGUGAGUGACGAUGAACAGGAGAGCUCUUACGCGUCAGCCGGUCCUGGACCCUCAUCGUACGCAAAGGCAAAGGGGAAAUUAAAGGCCGAACCUUUGUUGCCCACGCCCGAAUCAUCUCCGCCCAGGAACAAUAUGGUAUCAUCGUCCGUCACAGCUGAACCCGAGGAAUUUGUUUCCACAUACGACAAGCCAAACGCAGAUGAGGACGUCCACGGAUUAGAACUCGAUUACGGCGAGGCGGAAGAGCCGAAGAGCAAGCCCCCAUCGAGGUAUAGGAUUACGUCGCAAGAUGUUGAUGAAUUUUUUGCCAGCGUACUAUCGCCUUCGCUGGAAUAAUAUAAAUGGGAUCUUAAACAGUUCGUGCUUGGAGUCUUCUUCUUAAUUCUUAAUAUUCCGUAAUAUCCUGCACUUUAACAUUGAUUUCUUUAGCUUAUUUUUUUCAUUUGUUAUGGAUAAUACGGUACGCACCACAAUAUUUACUGUCUGCAAUUGCCUUGUAUAAUUGCUCUGUCACUGUCGUCGAUCCUCCAUGUACGCUAUGUACUUGAAUAACUACCUAUCCU
This is a messenger RNA of Fomitiporia mediterranea MF3/22, 2996 nucleotides long. RefSeq lists its product as uncharacterized. The record is from RefSeq and is a predicted model, not a curated record. The coding region runs from base 1 to 2769 and encodes 922 amino acids. The transcript is spliced from 3 exons. NCBI's taxonomy places the organism in Eukaryota, Fungi, Basidiomycota, Agaricomycetes, Hymenochaetales, Hymenochaetaceae.